This is a messenger RNA of Closterium sp. NIES-67, 2032 nucleotides long. NCBI's taxonomy places the organism in Eukaryota, Viridiplantae, Streptophyta, Zygnematophyceae, Desmidiales, Closteriaceae. The record is from the annotation of a GenBank genome assembly.
CCGCUGCUGUGUCCACCCAUAGCGCAGCUGGGCCCAGACGCGUUGCUGUCUCUCCCUGACCCCUCCGCCUUCGCGUCUCUCCUGCGCCGCCGGUCAAGGGCAGUCAAAGCCGUGCUGCUGGACCAGGCAGUGCUGAGUGGCAUCGGCAACUGGUUGGCGGACGAAGUGCUCUACCAGGCGCGCCUGCACCCUGAGACCCCCACUGCGCUGCUGUCAGACGCGCACUGCACCGCUCUGCACUCCGCCAUCCACCAGGUGGUCGCGGCGUCAGUGGAUGUGGACGCGGACAGCGAUCGCUUCCCACCGUCGUGGCUCUUCCACGUGCGAUGGGCCAAGAAGCCGGGCUCCAUUGCAGGGCACAAGCUCAGCUUCAUCACCGUGGCAGGUCGGACGUCAGCCAUAGUGCCUGCACUGCAAAAGCUGCCAGGCACAGGGAGAACUCGGAACAAUGGGAGAGGGAAAACCGGACGUCGCAGGAGAGGGGGUGGGCUGGAUGGAGACGCAGGGAAGAUAGAGGAGGAGGGGGAAAAGGAGGACGAGGAGGGGGACGAGGAGGAGGAGGAGACAGGGGAGGAUGAGGGGGAGCUGGAUAGUGGAGAAGACAAGCGUGGAGGGAAGAAGAUGAAGAGUAGUGCCAGGAAGGGGAGAGUUAACGGGGUGGUGAGUGACAACAAGAGUAGUAGGCGAGCGAUUGGGGGGCGUACGGGAGGGGGAGCAGUGGACCCUGCAGCGGCUAUGGAAGCAGUGGGCGGCACAGGAGGGAGAGCAGGCACAAGGGCAGCGCAGAGUUGCAUGGGUGGAUCAGCGUUACCAAAGCAGGAAGAAGACAAGGCGAAGCAGGGUGAGGAUGGGAGCGGGAAUGGGAGUGGGAAUGGUAAUGGGGUUGGGAAUGGGGAUGGGAUUGAGAGUGGGAGCGAGCGUGGGAGUGAGGAGGAUGUUGUUGAGGAGUUGGAGCCUGGCGUGUUGCAUGGUGGUGCACAGGUGCCGCUGGCGAGUGUCGCUGGACUGCCAAGGGCAGGAGUGCAAGCAGUGAGAGAGGAGGGGGGGGGAGGAAGAGGAGGAGGACGAGGAAGGGGGCGAGGACGAGGUAGAAGGAGUGGUGCCGAUUGUGAGAGUGGAGGCAUGGAGGGAACUGAGGGAGAGAAAGACCCUACAGAUUUUGGAACAAGGAGGCGUUCGGAAAGAAACAGAGGUCACAUGUACAGUGGCUCUAUCUCUGCCAACGAACCUGCUGCUGGCGACGUGCAAGCUGGGGAGGGAGCAGAGCCCGCAGCAGCAGUGGCAGCCGUUGCCAAAGCGAUGGCAGGAGUAGUUGACAGCAGAGGAAAGCGAGGCAGGCGUGCAGUCGUGCCUGUCUCAUCUGUGCUACCAGCUGCUGCCGCAACUAGCGUCGCAGCAGCAGGGGAAGUGGCAGCAGGGCCAUCUGUGGCAGAGGGAAGGGAGGAAGCGGAGGCUUUGAUAGCAAGGGGGGGAAGAAGUGGUGGUGUUCGGACUUCUGUGGGCACUACCAGGGUCACAAGACAAGCAGCCAAGCGCCAGUGCUGUUAACAAUGCCCAACGCAGCAGCGCAUAUGUGGUAAGCUGACGAUUUGUCGGGAGCUGAGGAUGUGCAUGUAGGUACCUGUGGAUGUUGCCUUGUUGCAGCUCUUACAGUCAAUCUCACCCUGAACUUCCCCUGCCCUACCCGGCUUUCACCCAAGAACCUAUGAUAUGUGUGUGUGUCCACUCAACUGCGUUAUCUUGCACUGGGUUUUGCUUCUCCAUCCUCAAGCUUGUUCUGCAUUGGCAGCUAUCACACAUGGUGGAUGGUGUCAACUUAUACAUAUCCUUAUACGUAGCAGCUAUAGGCUAGAUAGGAUUGUGUUCUUAGGAGAGUAUGUCUCCAACCCUAUAUCUUCCUUGUACCGUAUUCCCCCGCAUAUAAGACCCGCCGAAAUAGUCAACCCAUGGGUGGCAUAUGCGGGGGAUAGCUUAUGAUAUGGUGCAUUUUUUAGAGCACCCACGUUUUUUAUUACGAAUUUUACAUGACACC